Podarcis muralis (Common wall lizard) is the source of this 1950-nucleotide messenger RNA. Lineage: Eukaryota; Metazoa; Chordata; Lepidosauria; Squamata; Lacertidae. The record is from RefSeq and is a predicted model, not a curated record.
UUCCUGUCCUGAUCAAGCUGACAUCAAGCAAAAACGGGAGGAGGGCAUAUGGUCCCCGAGCAGAGAGUGUUAACUUCUUGGGCCAUAUAUUAAAGCAGCAGCUGACUCAGUGUUUCAAGAUAUGGGAGUGUGUUCUGCGUGAGAGCUUGCUGUUAUUUGUGGCACUGACAGAAGCAUGCAACUCCUUGCAUAAUGAAAAGCGAAGACUGAAAGGGUUCUUUCUCUGUCUCUAAUAUUCUCUUCGGUGUUACACAACCAUCUGUGGUGGAAGUACCAAAGUGUUAACACAAAAUGGAGUAGACAAAACCCUCUCAAUUUUCCAGGGCACACAGUCAACGUCAUUCUCACUUACAAGUCCAGGGCUGUGUGAUUUCUAGAAACAGCAAGAAAUCUCGAGGAAUCUUGAUAAUAGACAAGAGUGUACUUCAUCAGAAGCUGUUUCCUCUCAAAGUUCCAAGGGAGUCUAAGGGCAUCGUCAGAACAGUAGCUUCAUCUGUCAGCAGUGAGCAUGCUCAGUCCAUGGAGCAGACUCAGUAACAACGAGAGAACAAAAUCUCAUAGGUAGAAUCUCGGAGUGGUGAGUUGAGCCGAGAGAAAAGGUGAAAUGGCAGAAGAGAAGGAGGACCAGGCUUCAGGGGAAAUGCCUCCAGCUGAAGUGUAUUUGAAGACAGAUGACAAACUGAUCCUCUAUCAUUGGACUCAGUCCUUCAGUUCCCAAAAGGUGCGUUUGGUGAUUGCUGAAAAGGGACUGAAAUGUGAAGAGCAUGAUGUAAGCCUUCCACUGAGUGAACACAACGAGCCUUGGUUUAUGCGUUUAAAUGCAUCUGGAGAAGUCCCUGUACUCGUCCACAGAGAAAACAUAAUUUGUGAUGCAACUCAGAUUGUCGACUAUCUUGAAGAAACUUUUGUGAAUGAAAAAAUUCCAAGGCUGAUUCCAGAAGAAGGGAGCAUGUACUAUCCCAGGGUUCAGCACUACAGAGAGCUCCUGGAUUCCUUGCCAAUGGAUGCCUAUACACAUGGCUGCAUUCUACAUCCUGAAUUAGCAGUAGAUUCUAUGAUCCCAGCUUACGCCACAACUAGAAUUCGUAGCCAAAUAGGCAAUACUGAGUCUGAAUUAAAGAAACUUGCAGAAGAAAACCCAGAUCUUCAAGAUGCCUAUAUAGCGAAGCAGAAACGUCUUAAAUCUAAACUGAUGGAUCAUGAUAACAUAAAGUAUUUACAGAAAAUACUGGAUGAGCUGGAAAAAGUUUUGGAUCAAGUUGAGACUGAGCUGCAAAGAAGGAAUGAAGAGACUCCAGAAAAUGGACACCAGCCUUGGCUCUGCGGUCAGUUUUUCAGCUUGGCCGAUGUAUCCCUUGCUGUUACAUUGCAUCGACUGAAGUUCAUUGGAUUGGCAAGGAGAAACUGGGGGAACGGAAAGCGGCCUAACUUGGAAGCCUAUUAUGAGCGUGUCUUGAAGAGAAAAGCAUUCCACAAGGUUUUAGGACAUGUCAACAACAUAUUAAUCUCUGCAGUUCUUCCAACUGCAUUUCGAGUGGCCAAGAAGAGGGCACCAAGGAUUUUUGGCACCACUCUUUUGGUUGGCUUCUUAGCCGGAAUCGGGUAUUUUGCUUUGGUGUGUCUCCGGAGGAGGUUUCCCAAUGUGCUGUCAUCCAUUAGAGCAAGGCAAAGUUAUCUGUAGAUGUUUCUUGCCAAACUGUGAAAGGACCACCAAUUACACCAAGGAUGUAAUGGGCCACAACAUUGUUAUAUAUUAGUACAGGGGUUGCCAACAUGGCACCCUCCGGGUAUGGUUGGACUACAACCCUCAUCAGCCAACUCUCAUGGCCAUUAGUAAGGGAUGAUGAGAGUUGUAGUCCAGCCACAUCAGCGGGCACCAUAUGGCUACCCCAUAUGAGUAGAUUUCUGCUGUCGCACAGGUACUUAUAGAAAUGAAAUCUUGAAGAAAAA